This is a messenger RNA of Fusarium sp. VM40, 1977 nucleotides long. The record is from the annotation of a GenBank genome assembly. NCBI's taxonomy places the organism in Eukaryota, Fungi, Ascomycota, Sordariomycetes, Hypocreales, Nectriaceae.
AUGGCGCCCCGAGGUCGUCAAAACACCAGUGGGCGCGAGACGCGGAAUGCCCGCAAACCGGCCGCCACCACCACCAGGGGUGGAAUUCAGAAGCGCAAGGCUGGCCGCGUUGAUGGCGAUGGCGAUUUGGACAUGGACAGUGCCGGUCGUCGUGCUAAAAAGGCUGCAGCGGAGAGCAAACCCACACGGUCCAGCACCCGAACUUCAACGCGUGGAGGUCCAUCCAAAAAUGCACAAAAUGUAUUGAAGCACCUGAGCAAUGGCACUGCCGCAUCACUCGCUUCCCGGAUCUCAAACGCCUCUUCUGGCAAGGGACCCAAGACUCGAUCUCAAGACAUGACGGGUCUAACGUUGCUGCGAGUUGGUGGCUUGAAGGAAAGUAAAGCGGCCACCAACGCUGGCGGAGGUGUCAACGAUCUUCUCGGCUUCAUGGAGAGAAAGGCCGGAUCAUUCAGAACCGGUUCCAAGCGAAAAGUCACUAUUAGAAAGCACCAUGCUGUUGGUGACUACGUCUACAUAGGUGCGAAUGGGGAGGAUGCCGAAGAGCUAAUCAAGCUUAACACGUUUACAUUUGCUGGCGCGGCUUUGGAAGUGACCCAUGUGGACGAAAUCCCAGACAGAGGCCGGACGGUCGAGUCCAAGGAAACUCAGGAGCUUCGUGCCAGACUUCAAAAUAUCCUCAGUUCAAGGUACAUUGGUGACAACAAGCUUCUCAAGCUGGAUGCUCUUGCUUCGGACACGGAGCUUGUCACUCUUGGCAUGUUUGAGAGCCGUGAGCGUGCUCUAAAGACAUUCAAAGGAUUGAUGGCUGUCUGUGACAGUCUUUUCAAGACCGCCAAGGAGAAACAAGAUGCGAUCGAGAGCAUCAGUCUGGCAAGUAACAACAUCGAUGAUGUUGGUCAAGUGGAAAUCGUUGCCGUGACCUUCCCUCACCUCAAGAAUCUGGAUAUGAGUGGCAACCAGGUGGCAUCCAUGCAAGCACUUCAGCCUUGGAAGGGAAAAUUCAAACACCUUGAGACUCUCUUCAUUACAGGCAACCCCAUCGAAGCUACAGAUCCGACCUACCCAUCAACCCUCCUGGAAUGGUUCCCGAAACUGCAGAACAUCAACGGCAACCAACUUCGCACGCCAGAGCAGAUCGCUGAGCAGGAAGCUGCUCUAAGACCCAGGCCAAUCCCCCAGAACGGACCCGAUUUCCGAGAUGUCGGUGGUGUUGGCGAGAACUUUCUCUUGGAGUUCUUUGCUUCAUACGACAACGAUCGGCCUGGUCUGGUAUCUCGGCUGUAUGAUGAGGAUAGCCGCUUUUCUAUCUCGAUCGAUACGCGGGCUGCACCAGAUCCCAACGCGGCUGCGCCUGCAUCAUGGGCUUCAUAUAUCAAGCUCUCCCGAAACCUGACCAAGAUCACCAUGCCUAACCCCCGGAUUCAGCGACUUUUCCGCGGCGCCGCGACCAUCCAGGAUGCAUGGAAGACACUCCCUCUCACUCACCAUCCCGAUAUCAAGCAAGAACUCAGCAAGUACAUCAUGGACUGCCACCCUCUGCAAGGACUGGUGGACCCUAGCGGACAAAACUCCGGGGGUGUCGACGGUUUAAUAAUUGCAGUUCACGGCGAAUUCGACGAACAAGAUCCCAUUACCAACCUAGCAGGAAAGCGCAGCUUCUCUCGCACAUUCGUCCUUGGGCCAGCGAAGCCAGGGCAAGGAAUGAUCAGAGUUGUCAGCGACAUGCUGUCGCUCCGAACGUUCAGUCAACUCCCAAAUGUUUUCGCGGCGGCUGCCCCAACUCCUGCUCCGGCAUCGGUCGAUCAACACCAAGCGAUGAUCGCCGAGCUAUCCAAGCAGACAGGCAUGACAGCUCAGUACUCCGAGAUGUGUCUUACCCAAGUGAAUUGGGCAUUUGACCAGGCUCUAGUUAUAUUCAACGAGAAGAAGUCACAACUCCCUGCUGAAGCUUUCGCUCCCAUGGGUGGACCAUAG